This is a messenger RNA of Nothoprocta perdicaria, 862 nucleotides long. It is a transcript of the gene TP53INP2, whose product is annotated as tumor protein p53 inducible nuclear protein 2. Bases 227 to 736 code for a protein of 169 amino acids. Gene Ontology annotation, cellular component: autophagosome; nucleus. The record is from RefSeq and is a predicted model, not a curated record. Gene Ontology annotation, biological process: positive regulation of DNA-templated transcription; autophagosome assembly. NCBI's taxonomy places the organism in Eukaryota, Metazoa, Chordata, Aves, Tinamiformes, Tinamidae. The transcript has 3 exons.
CCAAGUGAAGAACCUCAUAAUUGCACUAUCCAUCGCUUAACUCAGCCGAGAUUCCGCUAGCUGUGAAGCGUCUCCUGCCACUGUGAAGGACUCUUCCACCAGGACAGAGAUCCUAGAGGCCACUGUCCCUCCCGGCCCCGGCCCGCAACGCCUGUCCCCUUGCUCUGAGGCCAGCGCUCAGCAGUAGCUUUAUUCUUCUUUCCUCUGGUCACAUCAUUCCUCAACCAUGUUCCAGCGUUUCACCAGCCUCUUCUUCAGUGACAGCAAUGCACCAGAGGGCCUGGAGGAGCCCAAGCCCUUUGUCUCUCAGGAGGAGGAGGAGGAUGGAUGGCUCAUAAUUGACCUUGCAGAAGGCCCCGGCCUCGACAGCAUGGAGAGCAACCCCAUGGAGGAUCUCCUCAUCGAGCACCCUAGCAUGUCCGUCUAUGUCACCAGCAACAGCCUCGUGCUGGACAGGGACAGCCCCGAGGAGACCAGUGAAGGAGAGGUGCCGGAGACGCGCCUGGAGCGCCAUGCGCCACACCACAGCACGUCCCUCACGGUGAAGGCGGCCAUCCUCGAGAAGGUGGGCCAGGCCCGGCGGGUGCAGCGCGCCAAGCAGCUGGCAGAGAGGCACCGGCUCAGCCAGAAGGCCCUGCAGCGGCAGAACCGGGCCCGCGAGCGCCCCUCGCGCCGCUUCAAGCAGCAAGGCGGGAGCUUCGUCCACCAACCCUGCCAGCGCCACUGCAACUACUAACCUCCGCCGGGAGCCACCCGGCGCCACCCCAGCAGCUCUCUGCUCCGCCUCCUCUCUCGUAACACCUCCUCCAGCCGAGGGAGGCUCCCACCUUCCUCCGCCAUAGACCUCUCUGGGGAAGAGCUG